AUGCCACCCAAAAAGCGCGGUCCUCCCGUCAUCGACCUCGUUAGUAGCGACAGCGACGGCGAUUCCACUCCACGGCCGACAAAAAGGGCGUCCGGCAGCCGUCCGGUAACCCUAAGCGGUCAUGCAGGCGUCGGGGGUGUCGGAAAUGCACGGUUCAACAUUCAGCCAGUUGUCAACCCCGGUGUCAUAACGGGGCCUUCGUCUCAAGCUCAUACAUACUAUGACACCGACGAGGAGUUAGUGGACUUGACUCAAGCUCCUGACGGCCCACCACGGGAGCUGUAUGGAACUCUCGAUAACAAAAUCGUUGGUGUGCGUUAUUACAAUGGUUAUGCCUCUCCUGGCGAGGUCGUCGUUUGUCUGCGAGAGCCCAACAACCAGUACGAUCGGAAUGCCAUUCGGGUAUGCAAUGUCAUGGGCGUUCAGAUUGGCCACUUGCCGCGCAAAGUGGUGGAGAAGCUGGCGCCAUAUGUUGACCGGGAUGAAAUUGCGAUAGAAGCAAUUCUUGCAGGAGAGAAGGGCAUGUUCGACUGCCCCAUUCGUCUACAUAUCUAUGGAACCAGCAACCGCAUCGACCGUCUGGCGCUAGAAGAAAGGCUGAAGAGAGACAAGCUGAUCAAAGCUGGCGAGCUCAAGAAGACGAGAGCUGAGGCCGAUGCACAGCGAAAGAUGCUGGGUAUCAAGGGCAGUCAGUCAACAGUUGGUCUGGAUGGCGGCACGGCAGAGCCCGAGUUAUCACUGGAGGAGCUAGCGCAAGCCAGUCAGGCAAUGCAGGGCCAACCCCGUGGAGAUGCGGUACGGUCGUUCGUCGUAGAUGAAGACUUUUUGUCCAAGAUGCCUAUGGCAGAGCAACCUGCUGUCCUGGAGUCGACGUUGCUUCCGUAUCAGUUACAGGGUCUGGCUUGGAUGACGGCUAAGGAGAAUCCUCAACUUCCGGCCAAGGGCACUCAGGAAAGCAUUCAACUGUGGAAAUGGGACCACCGAGGACGUGGCAUGUACAACAUGGCGACGAACUUUGUAGUGUCGAAUCCACCAAAGCUUCUCUCCGGAGGCAUAUUGGCUGAUGAUAUGGGUCUCGGAAAGACGCUGCAAGUCAUCAGCCUCAUUUUGACCGGUGGCUCUGGCCCGACUCUCAUUGUUGCCCCGUUGAGCGUCAUGAGUAACUGGGAACAACAGAUUCGCAGGCACGUCAAGCAAGAGCACCUGCCCAAGAUCUUCACAUAUCACGGGAACAACAGGGCAACAAAGAAUGAGCUGGCCCAGUACCAGGUUGUUAUUACUAGUUACAACAAGCUUGCAACGGAGGGUAGCAAGGAAAAGAAUGAGACGCCGUUGGGAUCGCUUAUGGCCACGAACUGGAGACGAGUUGUACUUGAUGAAGGUCACACCAUCCGCAACGCGAAAACGAAGGCUGCUGUUGCCGCCCGAAAACUUAACGCGCAGUCAAGAUGGGUACUCACGGGAACGCCAAUCAUCAACAACAUCAAAGACUUCCAAUCAUUGCUGCAGUUUCUUUCCAUCACUGGAGUCUGUCAUUUUAACACUGUUAUUUCACGGCCUCUCGCGCAGGGUGACAAGACAGCCGAAGCCCUUCUCCAGCUGUUGAUGCGGGACCUCUGUUUACGACGCAAAAAAGACAUGAAAUUCAUCGACCUAAAGCUACCAAUCAAGAAAGAAUACGUCCACCGCAUUGCCUUCAGACCGGAUGAGAAGAGAAAAUACGACGCCUUGCUGUCCGAAGCACAGGUGGCCCUGAAAGAUUAUCAGGCCAAUGCUAGCGGAGCUAAGGGCCAGUUCCAAAAUGUUUUGGAGCGGCUCCUUCGCCUGCGCCAGGUGUGUAAUCAUUGGACGCUUUGCCGCAAGAGAAUCAACGAUCUCCUUGCAGUUCUCGAGGGCCAGUCCGUCGUCGCUCUCAACUCAGAAAACAUCAAGCUCUUGCAAGAGGCGCUGCGUCUCUACAUCGAGACACAGGAAGAUUGCGCCGUUUGCCUUGAUACUCUGAACAACCCAGUCAUCACGCACUGCAAGCAUGUUUUCUGCCGCGGAUGUAUUUCCAAGGUGAUUGAGGCACAACACAAAUGCCCGAUGUGCCGCAACCAGCUCGGAGAAGACGCACUACUCGAGCCCGCCCCCGAAGGCGACGAAGAAAAUGAUGAGAACUUUGACGGCGACGCGAAGAGCUCCAAGACCGAGGCCCUCCUGAAGAUCCUCCAGGCCACGACCAAAGACCCCAAGUCCAAGGUCAUCAUCUUCUCACAGUGGACGUCGUUCUUGACCAUCAUCCAGAACCAGCUUGUUGAGGCAGGAUACAAAUUCACCCGCAUCGAUGGGUCCAUGACGGCAUCGAAGCGCGAUGCGGCCAUUCACGCCCUAGACCACGACCCUGACACGCGCGUGAUGCUCGCCAGCUUGGCCGUCUGCAGCGUCGGCCUCAACCUCGUCGCCGCGGAUACCGUCAUCCUGGCCGACAGUUGGUGGGCGCCGGCCAUUGAAGACCAGGCCGUAGACCGCGUGCACCGUCUGGGGCAGAAGCGACCGACGACGGUGUGGCGUCUUGUCAUGGAGGGGACCGUUGAAGAGCGCGUGCUGGACAUCCAGCACGAGAAGCGGACGCUCGUGGGCAAGGCAUUCCAGGAGAAGAGCAAGGGCAAGAAGACCCAGGAGACUCGUAUGGCGGAUAUUUCGAAGCUGCUUGGCUGA
Molecule: messenger RNA, 2700 nt
Organism: Colletotrichum navitas
Lineage: Eukaryota; Fungi; Ascomycota; Sordariomycetes; Glomerellales; Glomerellaceae
Product: SNF2 family domain-containing protein
Exons: 9
Coding region: 1-2700 (899 amino acids)
Biological process (GO): DNA repair
Cellular component (GO): nucleus
Molecular function (GO): ATP binding; hydrolase activity, acting on acid anhydrides, in phosphorus-containing anhydrides; ATP-dependent chromatin remodeler activity
Source: RefSeq, a predicted model, not a curated record